Molecule: messenger RNA, 1210 nt
Organism: Trichoderma asperellum CBS 433.97
Lineage: Eukaryota; Fungi; Ascomycota; Sordariomycetes; Hypocreales; Hypocreaceae
Biological process (GO): fungal-type cell wall organization
Cellular component (GO): plasma membrane; cell cortex of cell tip
Source: RefSeq, a predicted model, not a curated record
UGCCAAUCAAGAUCGACCAAACCCCUCGUUUCUACACCAGAGCCGCUCUCUGUGCCUGACAGGAUACCCCACCGAUAAACAGAACAGAUAAACAAACCAGCAAGAAAGACAGCAAUGGGUGUCGGUCGAUUCUUCUGCGUGGCUCUGCCACUCAUCCUCACCAUUGCCUCGCUCGGCACACUGCUCUACGCAGUCCUCGCCGGCGUGGCCCACGAGAAUGUCAGACUCCUGCAGGUCGACCUCAGCGAGUUGAGCAUCAGCCCGCUGAGCGUAAGCGACCUCGCCAAGCGCGCCGACUUCAGCAUGAAGGAAACCAAGGUUGGCAACAUCACCGCAGAGGAUCUUGGCCUUCACAAGUACUACGACGUGACGCUCUGGGGAUCUUGCUCCUCCGACGACAACAAGAAGUUCACCUGCACCAAGUCUCAGUUCGAUUGGGCCUCCAAGCAGAUCAACACCACCGAUAUCAAGGACGGCGGCGCCACCAUCAAGCUGCCCAAGGAUAUCAAGGACGCCGUCUCGGCCUUCCAGAAGCUCAUCAAGUGGUCUGAGAUUGCCUUCAUCGUCGCUCUCAUCGCUCUCGGCUUUGAGCUGCUCAUUGGCAUCUUCUCAAACUUCUCCCGUGCCGUUUCGUGCCUGACGUGGUGUGAAUCUGCCUUCACCACCACCAUCAUCAUCCUUGCCGACUCUCUCGCCACUGCCACCGUUGCCGUUAUUGCUGGUGUUGUUGAUGGCUCCAAGACCCUCUACGGCGCCAAGGUCCACAUCGACGGCCGCUUCCUGGCCAUUAUCUGGAUCAGUGCCGCCUUCAGCAUCGGUGCCAGUCUCUUCUGGAUCUUCACCAUCUGCUGCUGCGCCCCCGAGAAGCGCCAGAAGAAGAACCACCACUCCGACGGCGAGAAGCUGCUCCCUACCGGCGGAUUUGGAUCUCGCGGAUAUGCUCCUCUCGGCGAGCAGACCGGCUACACCUCUGGUGCUCCCCGCUUCAACUCCGGCUCUGGCCGAUCUGACCUUGCUUACGAGCCUUACUCUCACCGAGCCUAAAUGGAUUUCGAAUAGACAUCGACUCGAAGUGGUAAUUAAAACGAUAAAAAAAAGGACCACUGCGUCCUUUUGUGGUGGGGUGUGAUCUCUUUCUUCAAAAGCUCUUCAGACUAUCUGAAUAUGAGAACAAAGAACGCAAGGGAAUGGAUGCUUAGUGCUUGCUGCG